AUGCUGAGAGAGUUAAUGAAGCAGCGCCUCAACUUGGCCGUGGAGGAAAUUUAUCAACUUUUUGAAAGAACCAUAAUGGAGUACGAGGAGGAACUCGGUCGAACAAAGGAGGAGAAAGAGCGGCAAGGCCAAAUACUCGACGCCGUUUUGAAGUCUCGAGCUGUCGAACAGCAGCAGGAAGACAUGCAUCAGGUGUUGGUGGAGGGUGAAGAGGAGGAGCCGGCAGAGCUCCCCCACAUUAAAGAGGAAGAUGAUUACAUAUGGAGCAAUGAAAUAGACGAGCGUCCUGAAUGGCUGUCGCAGGCAGAGGAGCAAGACCCCAACUUCACCUUGACAUUACCCGACGAACCCCACGACGAGCGAAAUCGCAACUUCGACCCGGACGAGCGAAAUCGCAACUUCGACCCGGACAGCAGCUUCGCUCCCAUCUCUGAUAUGGAAGACGAUGACGACGAUGAUUCCGACCAAGACAAACCUUUCCCUUGCAAAAUCUGCCACAAAAAAUUAUCCUCCAAACGCAAUGUGCAACGACACAUGCUCACCCACCAAAAACCCAAAGUUUUCACCUGCGUGAUCUGCGCGGAAAGUUUCCCCACCAGGGCCCGCCUGCGAUCCCACAAACGACGCCACGCGGACAAGCCCAAGUUCGACUGCGCCGAGUGCGGGAUCACCUUCACCAAGCUCCCCCGGUUAAAACGACACAUGGCCAAACACACCGGAGAGAAGCCGUUCGCCUGCUCUUUGUGCGAUAAGAAAUUCAGUUGGAAUUACGCUCUGAAAAGACACAUGAGGGCACACACCAGCCGGGAGCACUUCUCCUGUCCCGUCUGCGCCAAAUGCUUCACCACCAAAUGGUACAUCGCCGUGCACAUGAGGACGCACACGGGAGAGAAACCGUACCAGUGCACCACGUGUCUUAAACGGUUUCAUUUUAAGAACAGUUUUAGGAAGCACACGUGUAUGGAAGACGGCCAGAGCGCUGGAAAUGACGACCAAAACGGAGGAAAUGACGAAACGGCGAUAAACGAAGACGUAGAAUAA
Nerophis lumbriciformis (worm pipefish) is the source of this 1041-nucleotide messenger RNA. Lineage: Eukaryota; Metazoa; Chordata; Actinopteri; Syngnathiformes; Syngnathidae. The record is from RefSeq and is a predicted model, not a curated record.